CCCGCGCUUAGAUAUGACCAUAACAAAUUGAUUUGGGAUAUAUGGCAAAAUAUUUUAACAGCUGUUUCAAUAAAAAGCCCUGGUCUUUCUAUUUGGUUUAUGUUUUCCUACUUUCUCUCUACCGUCUGAGAAUUGCUCUGCUAAUCAGUUUCUCUCUUUUGAGACCGCUGUCUUCAUGAGAUCUUGACCGCAGAGCAACAAUUAGGAAAGAUGCAGUCAGAAGAUGAAUUAAUUAAACUCAUGCACAGCUGAAACCCUUUUUCUUUUAUCCUUUUCUUUUGAUUUCCAGAAAAAUUAUAAAAUUAUAAGUGAAAAAUUACUAUUGAGAACAAAAAAAAGGGGGGGAUUUCUGAAUUACCAGGCAAUUUCCCAAUUGGGAUGGCGGCUAGAGGGGCACCUUCAGAGCUGAAAGACUUCCAGAUUAGCUGCUCUUGGAUCCCCACAGCCCCCGCUAUGCCCAAUUCAACCUCACAGCACCCGAUCUGCAAAAAUUGGCAACCCAACGAGCCAGCUCAGCCAAAUUGGGCCGGGUCAGGCCAAUUCAGUCAAUUUGGCCCGGCUUCCCGAGCGAAUUUGCAUGAAGCUGGAAAUUUAUCAACAGAUUACGCGCAAAUGACACAAUGCCAGACAACACAGUCGUGUUACAUACCAAUGGGUCAAUGUACAGAUCCGAUUGGCAAAAGCAGAUAUCCUAGUAAUUGGCCACCAGUUGCUGAUUUUUCAGUGCUCGAGGAAAAUCUGUCAAAUUUCGACACCUGGCAGACCAGCGUGACGGCCAAUUCUCAUGUCUAUGGAGAUUGUUCACGAAAGCCUGAGUUGGUUGGGACAAAAGGCACGGACAAAUUGGGCAGCAUGUCUUUUCAGAAGCUCUUGGCCUUGGCUAAUGCAGGAGGGAAUAAAGCAGCCAUUGAGAAUGCACUUAUGGAGAAGAAUUGUGUUGGUGGGCAAAUGGAGUUCGGCGCCCCAAGCAGCAGCUCGUGUGGACCCCGUUUUCCUACUCCAAACCAAGGGAAUCAGAGUCAGUACAAUACGUGCUAUGAGAAUUGUAAACCGCGUGGACCCGUCAAAUUGCUUGGAGAAACAUUUAUUGGGGAACUGGCUUUUGCAAACAACCAUCAAACAGAACAUUGUGAACAAAUGGCAUUAAUCAUUGUCCCAGCCAUUUUCAAUAGGUCCCUGCACUAUAAUAAUUAUCGAGCAGGUGCAAGUUCAAUCUCUUCCAGGCCCUCCUUCGAUCUCAAUUCAACACCGAGGAUGGCUGAUGCAGCCUAUGGCAGGACUGUAUCAUUCCAGUUCGAGCCUACAACACCUCACAAAACCAAUAAAGCUGAGUAUCAUCAGCAGAAACCUCCUGUGAUAGAUCUAACCAUGGACGAAGAGCCCACAGUGAAAGAUGCCCGAAACAAGGUGAAAAUGUCGGAGUCUUCUGUGAUAAUUGACCAAUCGUCCUCAGCCGUGUCGACCCUGUUGCAGGAGAACCACAAGCCUGACAAGGGCGGCGGCACAGAUACAGCUGACUUGACCAAAACCCCCCAGCAGAAGCCGAGGAGGAAAAAGCACCGGCCAAAGGUCAUAAUCGAAGGUCAAAAGAAGAAUACCCCGAAAAGCACAAAAAAGCCCACUGCUUCCCAAGAUUCGACAACUGUCAGGAAGUACGUGCGUAGAAAAGGAGUUGCAAAUCCCUUAAGCAGGGAAACUGAUGUGGCCGGACUAAAUGGAAAGGACUCAACUUCCCUGCAAGCUCCAACUGGAAAGAGAAAGUAUGUGAGGAGAAAAGGAGUCACCAAACCCGAAGACGGUGUGGAUAAGGAAACAACAAAAAUAGAAGACUCGAAGGCCUCUCGAAUCACCAGAAGCUCUUGCAGACGAACUCUGAAUUUCAACUCGGACAGCCAGACUAUAGCGGGAAGUUCCUUGCAGUAUCCAUCUUUAAUCUCUGAUAAUGGGGAACCUCGAGUCGACAAUCUCAAUGCACCAGAUCAAUUGGCAACUUUGCAAUGCGGACAAGGAAUGACUAAGAAAGUUGAUGUAACGAGUCAUCGUGAACUCACACAAUCUAUGGAUCGAGUGCAGGAAAAUAACAUGGUAGGAGGAUAUCAUACUGAACCUACCAGAGGGAAAUGUCAAAUAAUAUUCUCAAAUGUAACACAUGAUAAAGAGACAAACACCGUUCAAGCAACAGUGACUCACGACAGUCAAAGUGCACAAAGGAGCCCGAGUGGUUCCUUGUGCAGCAGCACAUGCUUGGCCACAGAAAGACAGGUGAGAAGUCUGAAGAGGCAGACUGUGAGUGCAAGUGGAGAAUCGGAAAUUUCCAAGAGAAACGAGAUGGGGAAAUACAGCGAUUUCAUGCAGGCAUACCUUCCUAUAUUUUCGCAAAAUGUGGAUAAGAAUAAUGCUCCUCCAGGAUUACAUUUCCCGAUAAUUUACAAAAAGAAGAGGACCGAGAAAGGAUAUUGUGUGGGAACGUCCAGCUCGCAGCUUGAAUUACAUACUCUAAGGGAUUCUCGCGUAAAUCAGAUUGCAUCAGUGGCUAAUCAGGGAUUGGCCUGUGGGCCAUGUGGUAUUGCUAAUCUGCUGGGGACUAAUCCUCCUGCAAAUGAUGCAAUUCAGACAGGACGGAAAAUUUACGAAGAUCUCUUGGCUUUGGGGCCUACAGAGAGGAUUAGGAAAAAGAGAUCCAAGGGCUCAACUCGACUGCGGGAUUUGGCCUCACUGCUGGAAAUUUGUAGACAACUGCCACCAUCUCCAAGCCAGGCGGCAGCAGCAGCACUACCAUCCAGAAUGAAACAAAAGGUAGAAAUUCUACAUGAACCACCGACAUGUAUGGAAGCCCUUGUGGCUGAGACCCGGACAGUAAUGAAAACAAAGAAGCGUACAAAGAGAAGCCUGCUUGCAAAUUCAACGGUGCAGAAUUUCUACAACCAGCAAAAGUCUGCUGCCAUACCAAUGGGACCACCACUUGCUCUGACGUGGAGAACAAUAUCACCUGUUGAUUCAAUCAUGGAGCAACUAAACCAGUUGGAUCUAAAUGCGACAAACGAAAAAUCAGAAGAAAAGCGGAAUGCAUUUAUUGCAUAUCACUCACAUUACCAGGAGCAACGUGCCCUUGUUCCGUUUCAAAGAAGUGGGGCGCUCAUCCCUUUUGAUGGAUCAUUUGAUGAGGUUAGAAGAAGGCGGCCACGUCCUAAAGUUAACCUUGAUGAUGAGACAACUAGAGUGUGGAAAUUACUGUUAGAAAAUAUCAAUAGUGAAGGCAUUGACGGAACAGAUGAGGAAAAGACGAAAUGGUGGGAAGAGGAACGUAGAGUAUUCAAUGGAAGAGCAGAGUCAUUUAUCGCACGCAUGCAUCUUGUGCAAGAAACGAAAUCAAUUGUGGCAGAACAUGUAAGUUAUGGGCAAGGGCAACCAAAAACUGAACCUAGAUUGAAUAUCAAUAAACAAACUGUUGCGUACAACAAUUGUCUCAUGAAGCCAUGCCUUACAGGGGACAGACGCUUCUCACCAUGGAAAGGAUCAGUCGUUGACUCUGUAGUUGGUGUUUUUCUAACUCAGAAUGUCUCAGAUCAUCUUUCCAGCUCGGCCUUCAUGUCGGUUGCUGCGAGAUUCCCGCUCAAGUCACAAGCUGUAUCUGUAGAAUUACAUGAAGAGAAACGAGGGACUGAACAGAUCUGUGAGUUGGAUCGUGAUGGGUCAAUUGGAUUGGGCGAUGACAUUAUAAGCAAAUCCGUCUAUGGUGAUAGGCAUCAAGUGUUCGAAGGUGAUAGCACUAGAGAAGCGAACAGUGUCGAUGAGUUUUUCCUAAAGGGAAAGUUAGAAGGCCAAUCACCUGAUACAUCUAAACAUGAUACAGUUGUGUCCAGUGAAAUUGCUGCAAAUAAGUCAAUAAGCUUGAUUGAGGAUGGAAAGGAUGCAGAAGACGCAAUUUCUUCUCAGAACUCUUCCAAUUCCCCAACAGCACAAAUGACUGAAAGAAGUGAUACUUGCUUACUGAGCACCUCAGGAGAACCAAAAGCUUGCGUUGAGCCAAGUGGGUUUGACAGCUCUACUUCAGUCAUAAAGCUUCUAGAGAUGGCUGGCACUGUAUUACAUGAAAAAUAUGAAGAAGACGGUGAAAACAUAAACUCUGAUGUCAAUCAUCGGCAUUGCCAAUUGGGAAGUUUGGCUCUUGACUUGCAGAAUGAAGCCCAUUUGGACAAGCCUACGUACCCAUCUGACACAAUUUCACCGAGUAGUAAGUCUACUUUGAGUGAUGUGCCCAAUGCUGGAUCACAAUCAACAGUAUCAGACUUAUGUAAAGAAAAUAGCCAGUUCUUCGACAGUUCUACCAACAGAGACAUAUGUUUUGGAGAUAUAAGUGAACGAUCUUCAGAAUCUGCAUUUGGAACUGUAUUUCAGAAGGUCGCAGAUGUUUGUUCCAAAGGUGAAACAAAACUUUCAAGUACAAAUGCUACUUCAGCUAACAAUGACCGAGGUGUGAUAAAUCAGAAAACAUUUGAGAAUCAAAACGGUCAAGUACUACCACAGAGUUUGUGUGAGGAAAUAUAUAAUAUGCAGGAGGUUCCAAAAGGUCCAAUCUAUCAACAAAAUUUAACGGACAUUACAGGUAGCAAUAGCAACGCAUAUAAUUUAAAAUAUCCAGAGCACAUAGAAGUCAACUCAAAUAAGAAGGAUUCUGAAAAUCAUCGUGGCAAGACGGAUGAAGGACCUAAAGAAAAGGGAGGAAGACCCAGAAAAGAAAAAGAGCCCAAGGUUAAUUGGGAUCACUUGAGAAAACAGGCAGAUGCAGGUGGCAAAGUAAGAGCAAGAACAGCCAAUACGAUGGACUCGGUGGACUGGGAUGCUGUAAGAUGUGCAGAUGUCAACGAGAUUGCAGAGACCAUCAAAGAAAGGGGAAUGAACAAUAUGCUAGCAGAGAGAAUUAAGGACUUUCUCAACCGCCUUGUCAGAGAUCAUGGAAGCAUCGAUCUGGAGUGGCUUAGGGACGUUCCACCAGACAAAGCAAAAGAAUAUCUGUUGAGCUUUAGGGGUUUGGGUUUAAAAAGCGUAGAAUGUGUCCGGCUUUUGACGCUGCAUCACCUCGCGUUUCCGGUUGACACCAAUGUCGGUCGUAUAGCUGUACGACUAGGGUGGGUACCUCUUCAGCCGCUGCCCGAGUCACUUCAGCUACAUUUACUAGAACUGUACCCAGUAUUAGAGUCAAUUCAGAAAUAUUUGUGGCCUAGACUCUGCAAACUUGAUCAAAGAACACUGUAUGAGCUGCAUUAUCAAAUGAUCACAUUUGGAAAGGUGUUUUGCACAAAGAGCAAACCAAAUUGCAAUGCAUGUCCAAUGAGGGGGGAAUGCAGACAUUUUGCCAGUGCAUUUGCCAGCGCAAGACUUUCACUCCCAGCACCAGAAGAUAAAAGCAUUGUGAGCGCAACAGAAACUAGAACAGCUGAUCAAAAUCCAAUGAGAAGUAUGAAUACCUUGCCGUUGCCUUCACCUGAAGCCAAUCAAUUGAGUACAAGAUCUGGAGCUAACAAUUCUCAGCCCAUCAUUGAAGAGCCACCUUCACCAGAGCCUAUCAUUGACGUGCCAGCCACACCAGAACAAGAUUAUACACAAGUUCCACAAUGUGAUAUUGAAAAUGCUUUUAAUGAAGAUCCUGAUGAAAUUCCUACUAUUCAACUCAAUAUGGAAGAGUUCACGCACAAUUUGCAGAAGAUCAUGGAGCAAAAUAUGGAAUUACAGGAGGGCAAUAUGUCAAAGGCCUUAGUUGCUUUAACUUCUGCAGCUGCUUCAAUCCCUGUGCCUAAACUUAAAAAUGUGAGCCGGCUCAGAACAGAGCAUCAAGUCUAUGAGCUGCCAGAUUCACAUCCUCUUCUAGAAGGGAUGGAUAAACGAGAACCAGAUGAUCCUUGCCCUUACCUACUUGCUAUAUGGACCCCAGGUGAAACAGCAAAUUCUAUUGAACCGCCUGAAAGACGGUGCAGCUCCAAAGAGUUCGGCAAGCUAUGCACAGAUGAAGGCUGUUCAUCAUGCAACAGCAUACGAGAAGCAGACUCUCAAACUGUUCGGGGGACUCUUCUGAUCCCAUGCAGAACGGCAAUGAGAGGAAGCUUUCCACUAAAUGGCACAUAUUUUCAAGUUAAUGAGGUGUUUUCUGACCAUGAAAGUAGCCAGUCCCCAAUAGCUGUUCCAAGAGAGUGGCUAUGGAACUUGCCACGGAGAAUAGUGUAUUUUGGGACAUCAAUACCAACCAUUUUUAAAGGACUGACAACCGAAGGGAUUCAAUACUGCUUUUGGAGAGGGUUCGUUUGUGUAAGAGGCUUUGACAGGAAAACAAGGGCACCACGUCCCCUCAUCGCCAGAUUGCACUUUCCAGCUAGCAGAUUAUUAAGCAAAGGGAAAGGGAAGAUGGAUGAGAACUAGACAAGACUGCACUUAGUUUAAACAAUGGCUAAACUGUGAAUAAUUUAGCAACAGCAGGAAAUUGACAGCGCUUGCUUGUAUCAUGUGAACUAGACUCGAGGGUGAACUAGUUAGACAUCAUUACAUCUCGUCAGCAGAGAGAAUAAUUGGUACUAGAUAACUGUGGAACGGUUUAGGAAAGGGCAGUGUUUUCUAAUUUGUUGUUUACUUGUGAAAUGAUUAAUUUAUGCUAUCAAGGUACUCUUUUUUUUUUAA
Molecule: messenger RNA, 6669 nt
Organism: Striga asiatica
Lineage: Eukaryota; Viridiplantae; Streptophyta; Magnoliopsida; Lamiales; Orobanchaceae
Source: the annotation of a GenBank genome assembly